This is a messenger RNA of Naegleria fowleri, 1998 nucleotides long. RefSeq lists its product as uncharacterized. The record is from RefSeq and is a predicted model, not a curated record. Gene Ontology annotation, molecular function: protein binding. Bases 1 to 1998 code for a protein of 665 amino acids. The transcript has a single exon. NCBI's taxonomy places the organism in Eukaryota, Heterolobosea, Eutetramitea, Acrasida, Naegleriidae.
AUGUUGAAUUCAAAGUGUUGUUUAUCUUUCUCAGUUCGGAUUCAUUACACCAGAAAAUAUAUUUUCGGAACCACCACCUCCACCACAACAGCAUCAACUAUUCAUGAUCCAUGGUUACUACAACAAAUGAACAAACAUCAUGAUGGUUCAUGGAUAUCCUCACAACAAAGAAAUUAUGCAUCAAGUUUUCAUCAGGAUCAUGUCAUUGAGAGUAGUUCUUCUCUCCGAAAUUAUUUAACCAAUGUUGAAUAUUUGCGGCAACAUCUCAAACACAAUCAAAAUGACUCAACAACACUUUCUCAGAAAGCGAAACACGAACAAAAUAUUGCACUUUUAUUGAAUCAGUUCACGACUCGAUGGAAUGAUGUAACGUUGCGUUCAGAACUUGCAUUAAUUCGGAGGAAAUUAGUGAAUUUUCAACAAAGUUUUUUAAAGAAUAAUCGAACGAUUCUCUCCACUUCCAAUAUCAAACAAGCUCUUCAAGGAAGUCAAUAUUAUUUAGCACACCCACAUGAAAGAAAAACUGUACUUCAGGAACGACAACAGUUUAUUAAUCAAGUGAAUAACAUGUUUAAGGAAGCAAUACAACGAUUUUUUGAUGAACCAUCGAACCAAAAACCCACCACAAGAAACGACAUUACAUUGGAUGUUCAUCUUUUUAACAUGUUUUUAGACAUUUUUGUGAGAUUACGUUCGACUGAACACGUUUGGGAAUUGGAAAAAAGCAUGGAACAGCACGAUAUUAAGCCCAAUUUAACAACUCUCAUCUUUUUAACAGACGCCUGUCGAAUUGAAAACAAGGUUGAGAAAGCUGUGCACUAUUACCGAUUGGCUGUCACGAGAUGGAGUGACACAAUUUCUUUGGACACUUCAUACUGGAAUCAUUUCUUGUCAGCUCUAGCCCUUGUUGGAACUGAUAGUAUGAACAAAGAUACCUCCAAUGCUGCACUCAGUGUUGUGUCUCAGGACAAUGCUUUAUUGGCCAAAUAUUUCUCAAUCAUGAUUGACUCAGGUUUUGAACCGGAUGAAGAUACUUUUCGCUUUGUGAUACUUGGUUCAAGAAAUAUUCAGGUCAUGAUGGAUACUCUUGAUGUUAUGGAAAAUCAGUAUGGACUCUAUUAUUUGAAAUGUUAUGAAUCAAUUUCCAUGUUUUUGGCAAAAAAUCACUUUGAUCCAACCAUUGCAAGUAAUCUCUUCCAGAGACUCCUCAAAAAUAGAAAACGAUUCAAAGACAGUCGAAGUCACUCGUCAUUUGCUUUGGAUCAAUCCACUGCAAAGACUAUUGGCUAUGCUGAAGAUGUAUCUCCAACAGAACAAGCAUUAGAAUAUCAACAUGGCUUAAAAUUGGAGCUUACAAGUGUGUUUGAACACUUGAUUCAUGCAUAUAUCCCACCCCAUUCUAAUUUAACAACACAAUUGAAUCUCGACAUGAUUCUCACCAUUUAUGACCAUGCGGUAACGGUAGAACAGUUAAAACCAACGACACACAUGAUGGAAGAUUUAAUUGAUGCCUAUUGUAGAGUUGGAAACAUGAAAGAAGCAUGGAUUGUUUUGAGGAGAAUGAAAGAAAUUAAGUUAUUCAAAAACAAUUCGAUUCGAAUACAUUGGAAGAUGUUGACAGCCUACAAAUUUCAAAACGAUUUGAAAGGAGCAUCUACUGUGAUGAAAGAUGCUCUAGAAAGUAGGGUAAAACUGAACGAGGCUAUCAUUAGACUUUAUUUUGAAAUGUUCAAAAAAAGAGCUGAAAUGGAACCACUCGUUAUUUUCUGUUCGUUAAUUGAUGCAGGUUUUGUGAACAUUAAUCAACAUCAAGAUCUUCUUCCUAUCAUACGUUCUAUUUAUGAUAAUUUAAAGAACAAGUUUGGACUAAUGAAUGACCAACAUUUAGGAAAUUUCGAAGAAAAUGAUCAUAGUGACUUAUCCAAGUUCCAAAAAAUAUCAGAGUUAUUGAGAGAAAGAGGAUUACGAUUGAGAUGGUCUCUCAAUCUCAAUAAAUAA